Betta splendens (Siamese fighting fish) is the source of this 2667-nucleotide messenger RNA. RefSeq names its product 3-hydroxybutyrate dehydrogenase, type 1 (gene bdh1). The transcript is spliced from 5 exons. Gene Ontology annotation, molecular function: oxidoreductase activity. The record is from RefSeq and is a predicted model, not a curated record. The coding region runs from base 826 to 1911 and encodes 361 amino acids. Lineage: Eukaryota; Metazoa; Chordata; Actinopteri; Anabantiformes; Osphronemidae.
UUAAAGGUUCUUCCCGAUCCAGCCAGUUACUGAUGGAUGAUAAUUUCUCAAUUCAGGAAAUGUUGCUUGUUUGUUCUGCAGGAUAAAUAACGUGUAUAUGUGUCUGAAAACCAGAGAAAUCAUUUGGCUGCAGUAGAUGAAGGAAAUUAGAGACUGGGAACGGUUUAAUAAAGGUGUUUAUUUGUAUUUGGCAUAGAAAGAAGGAAACGUCUGUAAAAGACGUCAGACAAGACAAUCCACAAUUGACAUAAUAGUGAAUUUAGUUUACACCCACUUUAACUUUAGGUACAAAAACUCAGUAUGUUGUUAUUGAUUUUAACGGGACAGUACUUCCGGUACAGGAAGUGCCGUUAACCGUCGUUCUUUCUGACGGUACCUUAAUUUUGAACAAACAUGUUGCCAUAGUAUAGCAUGUGGUCAACACUGUAUCAGUAAAUCCGGUGCGGGUUAAAGCCUGAAUAUUAGCCGGAGUGUUAAUACUUUUUAAUUUGAGAUAAGAGGUUUAACCCCCGGGUUCUUCCUGCUUCGCACCAACGUAGACUUAACCAAAAAUGUAAUAAAGUCUUUUAAUCGGUUUAAAAAUACUCAGGUGAAGGUUUUGUCCUUUACCAUUAGCAAAAGGCGAAUAUAAGUCAGCGACAUAAGAUCAUAACGUGCAAAUAACACGUUCACAAACGUCAACGUCUUACUAUAAAAUAUUCCGAAUCAGAUCUAACCGUUAGCCGCUAUGCUGCUGCAGCAGCGGACCAGGGGGCGUGUCGUGAGCCCGCGGCUCGCUCGCGCAAGCCUCCUCUCCAGAAAAAGUAAACACGCCAUUCCGUCAAGAUGGCCUCGCUUCCCGUGAUCCGAGCUGCGCUGCUCGUCUCCUUCUCCGUCCUUGUGACAGUUAUCCUGGGCUUCGGGCUGCCGGCUCUGCUCAACGGGCUGAUGGCGCUGCUCGGAUUACCGGAAACCAACGCAACCGAGUGCAUCGUGGUGGUCUAUUUACUUUUUGUGGUGUAUAUUGCGACGCCCCGACUCCCCAGAGGACUGGUCGAGGUAAAAGGGAAAGCUGUGUUAAUUACGGGAUGUGACAGUGGAUUUGGAAACGCACUUGCCAAACAUUUGCACAAGCUGGGCUUCACCGUCUUUGCUGGAUGUCUUCUGAAGGAUAAAGGUGGAGAUGGUGCAAAAGAGCUGGAGGAGUUUCAGUCAGAUCGCAUGAAGGUCAUCCAGUUGGAUGUCUGCAGUGAGGAGCAGGUGAAACAGGUCGUAGAAUAUAUGAAAGAAACCCUGAAGGAGCCUGACAGAAGUCUGUGGGCUGUGGUGAACAAUGCUGGCUUGUCAACAUUUGGAGAAGUGGAGUUUACCUCCAUGGAAACCUACAAACAGGUGUCAGAGGUCAACCUGUGGGGUGUCAUCAGAGUUACCAAAGCUGUUCUGCCAUUAAUCCGCAGGUCCAAAGGCCGUGUGGUGAACGUGGCCAGCAUGUACGGGAGGAUGGGGAACGUCAUGCGCUCACCUUACUGCGUGUCCAAAUACGGCGUGGAGGCAUUUUCCGAUUGCCUUCGCUAUGAAAUGAAGGCCUGGGGGGUCAAAGUGUCCGUAAUUGAACCCGGAAACUUCAUUGUGGCCACCGGCCUUCUGACGCGCGACAUAGUGGCCUCCACUGCCAACAAGCUCUGGAACGAAGCCCCUUCGGAUGUGAAGGAGGACUACGGGAAGAGCCACUUCGAGCACAACAUGGCUCUGAUGCGCUCGUACUGCAACAGUGGACAGAAGGACGUGGCCGCCGUCCUGGAUGACAUCACUGAUGCCAUCAUGUCCAAGCGUCCGUACACGCGGUACAACCCCAUGGAGCCACACUGGUGGAUCAGAGUGCAGCUGAUGACUCACCUGCCGGGCGCCAUAUCUGACCUGCUGUACUUCUAAGAGGCCGUCGUUAGCUCCCGCUGUCUCCCCCUCAGAUCAGAUAGCAGCGUAUCGUUCAGAUGUAAACGAAUUGCUUAGAUCUACAGAGGAUCUUUGCUACUGUACCUAUUCCUCAGCACUUGAAAUCAUUCACUUACCAAGCCUUAAAACUGUUUUGUUUUUUUAAUGGAAGUAAAUUAUUGCACUUUGCUUUUUGUAUGUCUGACAAAAAACAUAACUUUAUCUAUACAGAUAUUCAUUGAUGAGUAGUAACUACUUUCAGCAGGGCUAUGACACUUUUAGCUGUAAACGCUACACACCUCUUUUGCUUGCUGUGGUAUUAUCUUCAGUUUGCGUACUCUCACUUUUGUAAAGAUUUACUAAUGUGUGUAUUCUUUUGCCGUAUGGGAAUCUUCUGGGGCCCCAUUGGCAUGAUCACCAAAGCUGGUAGAGCUGGAGAAGGCUCCUACUGUUCUGUUGUGGCUGUCACCGGAACAAACCAGGGUCAGCUACUGUAAGACUGUAGAGAGGUUUGGCUCAACUGGCCCCAAAGUUGCAUAACUAAACAAGCCCACUUUGUCUCACAGGCUCCACGAGCCCCUGCGUUCUGCCUCCGCCGGGGGCUGGAUUGAUAAAUGAGCAGAAAGGUUGUUCAUCCCUCCUUGAAGUAUUUUGUAUAUAGAAUGAUGUCAAUGAAUAGAGCAUUUUAUUUUGACAGUAUUACAAUCAGUCAUUUUUUUCCAACAGUAAUUUCAAAUAAAGGGAAUAUAGAUCAUG